Molecule: messenger RNA, 2493 nt
Organism: Kluyveromyces lactis
Lineage: Eukaryota; Fungi; Ascomycota; Saccharomycetes; Saccharomycetales; Saccharomycetaceae
Gene: LPX2
Product: Lpx2p
Exons: 1
Coding region: 1-2493 (830 amino acids)
Biological process (GO): eisosome assembly
Source: RefSeq, a predicted model, not a curated record
AUGUCUUUAGUUUCUGCGGUAACUGGCGACGAAUCCAGGGAUACUAAUGGUGCAGAACAAAGUUCUGUUUACCAGAGUGCCGGUAAACCAUUAUCCAAGGAGGCUCUAUACAGAGCAAAAUUGAAGUACGGUGUGUUCCAGUCUCCAGCUCAGUCUCUGAAGGCCGGCGUGGUUAAUGGUAAGGAUGCUUCAGAUACUGCUGCCAAUUUGGCAACGAGCAACAAGACCACCAUCGAAGCCUACAAAAGGUUAUUGAAUCCAAAUGCUUCGAAGGCAGCUAAUGCGGUCAUUACUCCAAAGAAAACUGACCAAUCCAGACCAGCCAGUGCUGUAGUUUCGUCUGCUGCGUCUUCUGCUGCAAUUGCUGCUCCCAAGGCUGCUAGGUCUAGGACCUCUAGUACAGCAAGUACUACUGUAACCUAUGUCAAUUCCAGUUCUUCUUCGCCAUUGCACUCUAAGACACCAAAGAUGGAUAUUACUAAAGUUUUGGCGGGUGCUGAAAGAAACGCUGCUGAAAGUGUUCAUCAACGUACUAAUCCAGAAAAGGUUUCUUAUGUGAGAGGUAUCACUGAUCGUUCUGUGGGCAAAGCUGCUGAUGCAAGUUUCUCUCUAACUUCUGAUAUUGUAUCUAAUUUACCUACCAAAAAGGAGUACAUCCAAUCCGCUGAAAAGGAAUCUCAUGCAGCUGAAUGGGCACAGAAAGCUGUUGCUGCAUUGAAGGAUUUCAACCCGGAUGAUGUCACCGACAAGAACUGGAGAGAGAGGGAAGAAGAAAGGAAAAGGCUUAUCAAGAACUUGACUUCAGAAACAGUCCUAACCAAAGCUAAACUGAACGCUCAACAACGUUUGGAUACCAUUGAUCGUGAGACUUCUCAAAGGGCUAUCUUUAGAAACGCGGAGUAUAACAGGGCUGCUGCUAGUGUCGCUCAGGAAAAUUUAAGAAAGACUCGUUCUUCUGCUUCUGCUACUGCCAAUAAAGUAAAUUUGGGCGGUGGUUUAUGGCUAGCUCCUGAUGAUAUCGAUAAUAUUGCGAAGGGUCUCAUUGCACCAGUGCUUGAUGAAGUUGACCAAAGAACCGGCGCUCAACGUGCAAUGGACAUUGAUAUCCAAAAAAGAAGCGUGGAUUACCAACAGCAAUACGAAGAAUGGGUCAAUAUUCAAACUGAAAAGCAAAACAAUGAUUCUUUGCUACAGGCUAAAGCUUUCGAAAAUCAUCAGAAGGAAACUGCUGAUAUCGAAGCUACUUUGGCCAAAAAGUUCCAGAAUCUUUGUACGCAGAAGGACAGUGAGGUCGCUAAAUUAAAAGAGGCACUCGAAGCUAAGAAGGCGGAACUUGCUAAAUUAAAAGAGGAUAAUGAAGAAGAGCUAAAGAGAGAGGAUGAAAUGAUUACAACAGAAUGUGCCGACUUACAAAAAAGCAAUGAAAAUGAACUUGAACAGGCUAAGAAAGACCAGGAAGAGUUACUGGUUCCAUUCAAAAAUGACCUCGCUGCUGCAGAAGACCAUCACACGGAGUUACAGGAUCAAAAGGGUAAAAUUGAAGAAAAUAUCCAGGAGCUUCGUGAUUCAAUUGAAAAACAUAAAUCUCAUGUAGAAGAAUUAAAUGCUCAAAUUGAAACACAGCAACAGCAACUGGAAACAGAGACUGAAGCUUUAAAUCUCCAGUCUGAAAGCCAUCAACAGUUGAAAGAUGGUAUCGAAACCAAUUAUGUCAUAAUGGCCGAAAAAGCAAAGGAAGAAGCCAAGGUUUCCAGUGAAGAAGCAAGGGUCAAGCAAUUGGAAGUAGAUGCGAUAAUUAACGAACGUCAAACUGAACUAUCAAACACCGAAAUUGAAGUAAAGAGGGAAAAACUUAAAUUAAUUGACGCUAUGAAAGAAGUUGCUGAAGUAAAGAAUGAGGAUAAAAUUGACGAAGAAAAGGCCAAGGCUUUCCUGGGAACAACAUCUGGAGAAUUCCUUGCUAGCCAAAAAAAAGUUGAGCCAGCAACUAAAUUGCAAUCUGACCCAAAGUUAUCAGAACCUUCUUCAAAAAGUACCAAAAUUGAAGGUGUUACUGGAAAUGUUAAAGCGGAUGUCCCUGCCUCUCCACCUGCUCACAAAAAGCAUUCAAUUGGAGGAUUAACCUCUCCAUUGAAAUCAAAGAAAAAAUCUGAUAAGGACCAGAAAGGAUCUUCUAUCAAGAAAUUUUUUGGUUUGAAGCCAUCUGAUCAAAAUAAGAAUACAAAGACCACGCAACCAACUCCUCUUAAAAGUUCCCCAAAGCCUUCUAAUAAACCAGUAACGGCAACUGUCACAACCGAAAAGAAGGAAAAUGUUGAACCGAAAUCUACAGCAACAGAAACCAAACCUUCACUGGAACCAUCAUUUAGUGGCUUUAGUCAAGGCUCCGUUCAUAAUAAAGUCGAACAGUCAGAUGCUUCUGAAGUAGAAGGUGGAAAAGAAGAGCCUACUUCCAAGGACAACAGAAAGUCCUUGUUCAAAGAAGUAUUUUGA